Athalia rosae (coleseed sawfly) is the source of this 1241-nucleotide messenger RNA. It is a transcript of the gene U2A, whose product is annotated as probable U2 small nuclear ribonucleoprotein A'. The record is from RefSeq and is a predicted model, not a curated record. Gene Ontology annotation, cellular component: U2 snRNP. The transcript is spliced from 4 exons. Gene Ontology annotation, biological process: mRNA splicing, via spliceosome. Gene Ontology annotation, molecular function: U2 snRNA binding; protein binding. Lineage: Eukaryota; Metazoa; Arthropoda; Insecta; Hymenoptera; Athaliidae. Bases 129 to 875 code for a protein of 248 amino acids.
UAAGAUGGCGAUGAAAACGAUAAUAAUUGUAACCUCUAAUGUAACCAACGAAUGAUGCUAACUUUACUCAACAAAAAAGUCCGGCUGCAGCGUGUCGCUAACUGGCAAUAGUUUGAGUAGCUCGAAAAAUGGUCAAGUUAACACCGGAUUUGAUCCAGCAAUCAAUGCAAUAUAUUAACCCUGUACGAGACAGAGAACUAGAUCUCAGAGGGUACAAAAUUCCAACAAUUGAAAAUCUCGGGGCUACUUUGGACCAAUUUGAUACGAUAGACUUUUCCGACAAUGAUAUUCGCAAGUUGGACGGUUUUCCAUUGUUAAAAAGAUUAAAAACUUUGUUCUUCAACAACAACAGAAUCGUGAGAAUAGCAGAGGGAUUAGAACAUUGCAUUCCUGCACUCGAAGUCCUCAUGCUAACGGGUAACAUGAUCCAAGAGCUUGGAGAUUUGGACCCAUUAAUACCCUUGAAGAAUUUGCAGAAUUUGUGCCUUCUGCAAAAUCCUGUUUCUGCUAAGCCGCAGUAUAGACAGUAUGUCAUUUAUAGACUCCCACAGUUGCGUCUACUUGACUUUAGAAAGAUCAAGCAAAAGGAACGUGAAGCUGCCAUUGCCUACUUCAGAUCCUCAAAAGGCAAGGAUAUGGCUCGUGAAAUUGCCAAGAAAGCUAAAACUUCAGUUGCAGCCAAUGGUACUCUGAGUAAACCACCAACUAAUGCGGAUGAGCGUUCAAAGAUUAGAGAAGCUAUUACAAAAGCGUCAUCGCUGGAGGAAGUACAGCGACUCAGCAAAUUACUCCAAGCUGGACAAAUACCUGGCAGUGAAACACCGCAAAAUGGUGCUCCUCAACCAACUCCAAUGGAGGAGGAGGACGACGAUUGAACCUGAAGUAGAUCGAGAUCUUGAACGAUGUUCACCAAAGUAUUAACUAAGAUUUUUUGUAAGUUUCCAGCAUAUUUCCUUGUAAGUAUGUGACAGAUGCAAAGGAGGAUGCUUGGAGCAUGGAUGGAAAAUGAUGAAACAAGUUAUUAAGAUGAUAAGAAACUGUACACUACACAAAAUGCAGUUUUAUUUCUCUAAAUGUAUAAACACGAGUAUGACGUUUUCAGAAAUAAAGUGGUCCUUAAUCACAAGGUUCAGAAGCGAUAAUCAAGAUAAUCUGUAUAAUCAAUUAGCUCGUAUUUCUAAUAUGUAUAUCUGUCUUUAUUUCAGCUGGCCUUGAAUUACAUAAAAAAUUUCUUACUAAAA